This is a messenger RNA of Megalops cyprinoides (Indo-Pacific tarpon), 688 nucleotides long. It is a transcript of the gene pfdn6, whose product is annotated as prefoldin subunit 6. The coding region runs from base 113 to 493 and encodes 126 amino acids. Lineage: Eukaryota; Metazoa; Chordata; Actinopteri; Elopiformes; Megalopidae. Gene Ontology annotation, molecular function: protein-folding chaperone binding. The transcript has 4 exons. Gene Ontology annotation, biological process: protein folding; chaperone-mediated protein complex assembly. The record is from RefSeq and is a predicted model, not a curated record. Gene Ontology annotation, cellular component: cytoplasm; prefoldin complex.
GUUUUUCCUCUGUCCGUCAAGUAAAUUUUAACGUUGGGACGGUCUACAAUUCGCAGGUUCUCUUAACAUUUUCAAAUACCAAGAGCUAAAAGCGAAACGUGUGAACGACGUAAUGGCAGAAGCGAUUCAGAAGAAAUUACAAUCAGAACUGGAAAAAUACCAGCAGAUGCAGAAAGACGUCAGCAAAAGCAUGUCGGCCAGGCAGAAACUGGAGGCCCAGUUAACGGAGAAUAAUAUUGUCAAAGAGGAGCUGGACCUGCUAGAUGGUCAGAACACAGUGUACAAGCUGAUUGGACCAGUUUUGGUGAAGCAGGACCUGGAUGAAGCGAAAGCGACAGUAGCCAAGAGGCUGGAGUACAUAAACGGCGAAAUCCAGCGCUAUGAGACAUUAUUGAAAGAGAUGGAGCGCAAGUCAGAUCAGCACCGCGAGGUUCUGGCCAGCCUGCAGCAGGAGUACCAGCGGGCCCAGGGCCGGGCUGUAGGAAAGGUCUGACCAACAGACUGAGACAGGAAAAGGACACCAUGUUUUGACAUGGAUCCACUCCACACUCAAGCUCAUGGACAGUCUGACCAACUGACUUGCACAACCUCAGUCCUUUCCUCACCAUGCUGUGCAGCAGGUUCAGGUUGAUUCUUUGUGAUUUUUUUUGUUGUCCCUGCUAUCAAUAAAGUGGUUUCAUUAUUUAGA